Molecule: messenger RNA, 1239 nt
Organism: Ictalurus punctatus (channel catfish)
Lineage: Eukaryota; Metazoa; Chordata; Actinopteri; Siluriformes; Ictaluridae
Gene: rfc3
Product: replication factor C (activator 1) 3
Biological process (GO): DNA repair; DNA-templated DNA replication
Cellular component (GO): DNA replication factor C complex; nucleus
Molecular function (GO): ATP hydrolysis activity; DNA binding; DNA clamp loader activity
Source: RefSeq, marked provisional
UUGUUGUAUUUCGCGGGAGCAGCAAUAAGACUGCGCGCUCAGACACAAGUCUGAUUAAAAGUUCACUCAUUUCUAAAACAAAAUGAGUUUGUGGGUUGAUAAGUACAGACCAACGUCUCUGGCGAAGCUGGACUAUCAUAAAGAACAAGCAAAUCAGCUCAAAAGUCUGGUACAAUGUGGUGAUUUCCCGCACCUGCUUGUUUAUGGUCCAUCAGGUGCUGGCAAAAAGACCCGAAUUAUGUGUCUCCUCCGUGAGCUGUAUGGUGCUGGGGUGGAGAAGCUCCGGAUUGAACACCAGUCCAUUGUAGCUCCAUCUAAAAAAAAGAUUGAAAUCAACACAAUUGCAAGUAACUACCAUUUGGAGGUGAAUCCAAGUGAUGCAGGAAACAGUGACCGUGUCGUCAUCCAAGAGCUAAUCAAAACAGUGGCUCAGUCACAGCAGAUACAAUCCAGCACACAGAGAGAGUUCAAAGUGGUUCUUCUGACGGAGGUGGACCGGCUCACCAAAGACGCGCAACAUGCCCUGCGCCGUACCAUGGAGAAAUACAUGGGCACCUGUCGCCUCAUCCUGUGCUGCAACUCCACCUCUAAAGUGAUCUCUCCCAUCAGGAGCAGGUGCCUGGCUGUAAGAGUGCCACUGCCAAGCACUGAGGAGGUGUGCAGUGUUAUGAUGAGCGUGUGCAAAAAGGAAGGGCUUAUUCUCCCACCUGAGCUGGCCAAACGGAUCGCCGAGAAGUCAGGUCGCAACCUUCGCAAAGCUCUUCUCAUGUGUGAGGCCUGUCGAGUGCAACAGUAUCCUUUUUCUGCAGAUCAGGACAUCCCUGAAACAGACUGGGAAGUGUACCUCAGAGAGACGGCUAACGCCAUCGUCAAUCAGCAGAGCCCACAAAGACUUUUGGAGGUUCGGGCAAGACUUUAUGAACUAUUAACUCACUGUAUUCCAGCAGAAAUCAUCAUGAAGGGGCUUGUGUGUGAGCUGCUCAGUAACUGUGAUGGCCAUCUAAAACCUGAGGUGGCACAAAUGGCAGCCUACUAUGAACACAGACUACAGUUGGGCAGCAAAGCCAUUUACCACCUGGAGGCCUUCGUGGCAAAGUUCAUGGCCAUCUAUAAGCAGUUUAUGGAGGAUGGACUCGACAACUUCAUGUUCUGAUUUCUCUCUGUCAUCUUUCUAUAUUUUUGUUUUGGCUCUAAAAUAUCUGCAGGUUUUCUUUGUAUUAAACACAUUUAUUAAGAUUU